Messenger RNA from Microthlaspi erraticum, 1107 nucleotides. The record is from the annotation of a GenBank genome assembly. NCBI's taxonomy places the organism in Eukaryota, Viridiplantae, Streptophyta, Magnoliopsida, Brassicales, Brassicaceae.
AUGGGUCAACCACGUGGAGCAGUUAAAAUCAGGAAUGGAAAAUCCCGAAAUAGAAAGAAGGCUAGCGCAAGGCAAAGGCGAUCAUUCCCAACGACGACGUUUAUGAUGCUUCCUGAUGAUUUGGUAUUAAACUGCUUAGCCCGAGUAUCAAGAUUGUGCAACCGUAACCUAUCCUUAGCUUGCAAAAGAUUCAGGUCUCUCCUUGUUUCAACGGAGCUUUACCAAACUCGAGCCCUCUUAGGCUGCACAGAGACUUGUCUCUAUGUAUGCUUUAACCUCCCUAACUAUUACAGGUACAGCCGUCAAAAGUUGGUCACUCUUUGCCGGAGACCAAAUAGUUAUCGUUCUAGGAAAUUUUUGCUCCCGAUUACAUGUCCCUAUCGUCCUCGUACGUACGGGUCGGAUUUCGCAAGAGUUGGUUCUAAAAUAUAUUCCAUUGGUGGACGACGCAUAACUGGCGGUGAAGCAUCUUCUAGCGUCAUGGUCAUGGACUGUCGUUCUCACACGUGGAGUGAUGCCCCGAGCAUGCUAGUCGCACGUGCGACCCCUUCUGCUUGCGUUCUUGAUGGAAAAAUCUAUGUAACCGGAGGCUGCGAAAAUCUCCAUGCAACUAACUGGAUGGAGAAAGUAUGUAGCGGUUUUAGGCAUCAAAGGAUUCAAGCCCUAGGGUAUGAUGGAAACGUGUACGUCAAGUUUUCUGAGGAACGUGAAGUGAGUUUUUACAAGAUGGAGAAACGGAGAUGGAGAGCGGCAGACUUAGGUAUGGCUAAGGGAUUGCGUCCCUCAUCAUCUCUUUGUGUGAUAGAGAACGUCUUGUAUAGCUGUACCCGCGGGAGGAUCAGCUGGUACGACUCUCAGGCUAAACUUUGGAAACCAUUGGAGGGUGAUCUGAGAAAAUUGUAUGAUUUUGGUAGGGAUGUUACUCAAGUGGCAGAUUAUGGUGGAAAGUUGGCGGUUUUGUGGGCUGACUAUACAACAGUUUGGUAUUUGGUAAUUGCGCUUGAGAAACGCCAAGGAGGAAUGAUUUGGGGGACAAUUGAGUGGGUUGACGCUGUGUGUGCAUUCCUUGACAGUAAAGUAGCCCAUCUUGUUGCUGAUACACUCUAA